AAGGUAUGGAGGCUGAUAUCAACGGGAAGAAAUGUUGGCUGCGAUAUGCGAGGAAUAGUGUUCUCGUCAUGGAUAUGGGUAACGAUGAAACAGACGACUUAAGUGGUGCAUUCAGACAAGGCUUUCUAUGUCCGUUUUGUAUGCAAGAUUUAGGUGACUUAACCACUUUACAUGCUCAUGUCGAAAAAUACCACCCAAAAUCAAUACCCGCUGAUCACUCCCUUGAUCAUAUUAAAGGUAUCUUCGAUAAAGCGAAACAAAAAAUUUCGCAUAUAGAUGCAUCCUUUUUAAUUGGUUAUGCAAACUCGAAUAAUGGAGGAUCAGCACCAAUUUCAAGGAGUGUUUACAAUUUCGCAAAUAAUCGCGUCGAAAAACUUUCUCAUGCAGCACACAGCUUUACUUCUUUGCAGGAUCUUGGAAUUACAAGGAGUCAUACGGAUUUUUACUUGAAGUGUCGGUCCCCUUGUAUAAACGACGCUGCUGUAAAAACGAAUGGUUUGAUUAUUAGGCUUGAUAAGUUGAUUAAUCAACGCCCCUCUGAUUCAAGUAAGCGCAAAGCUUUUGAACGCGAAACAGUACCUUGGGUAACCGAUUGUGAUGUUCUGAGAUGCCGAACAUGUUGUAUGAAAUUUUCAUUGACUAAGCGACGGCACCAUUGCCGACUAUGUGGCGAAAUUAUAUGUCGCGCAUGCUCACAGUUCCUUUCGUUUGUCGAUGCUCGCAAAUUAACGAAUCCAGCAUUUGCGGCACAGUUGCUGGAAGAAUUAAGUAGUUCAGAGACAAAUAUUCCAGAAAAACCAUUAAGUCAUUUGUCACCUUCCAUGUCUGUUGCUGAAGCUAUUAAGCAAACCAUAUCUAGUGAAUCAUUGCAAUCAGUACGAUUAAAAGGCGAAAAAUUAUUUUCCUCAACGUUGUCAUUGGUGAAACGGGACGGCACUGAAGUCAGUUUAGCGUCGCUGCUUCAGCAGGAUGAAAAUGAACAUUUGAGAAUUUGUGCGGAAUGUAAGGUUUUGUUGGAUGUUCGUAAUGAAAAAAUGGAGAUGCUUACCUCACCACCGAUGCUUGUGGUAUUGUAUGAGCGUCUUUGUUCUCUUAUUCGUGACGGUCAAAAGUUAGCUUCCUCCUAUGAACGUAUUUCGAAAUCGCUAAGCCGAGGAGAGACCAUGUAUACAUUGGAUUCUGCUAUUCAACUAAGAAAUCGAUUGAUACAACUGCAAAAAGAGAUUGAUUCUAUAAGUUCUCGUGUUGAGACACAUCAUGUCACUGAAGGAAAUACCUCCGAACGUUGUACACCACAGGAGCAGGUCAUCCGAAAAAAUAUUCGUGAUUUUUCUCUGCAAAUGCUGCAGCAAUUAGUGAUGCAAAUGAAUCUUCAUCCAUCUGAAGAUCGAUAUAAUGAAUUGCAAGAAAAAAGACGUGCUGAUAUCAGACAUCGAGUAGACAUGGAAAGAAAGAGAAAUGCAUUCAUUUUGAAGCCGUCGACCUCAAAUCCCGGAUUUGGCUCAUUUUUAAGCGAAACAGAAAUGGUUCGGCAAAAUUCUAAGAAUCGCUUGAAGGAAUCUGUUUCCUUUUCUGGUAUCGUUACCAGUUGUGAAGAUUAUGGCUGGACUCCAUCUAGAAUUUUUCUUCACACUAAUCCAUUUAUUGAAGAGGAAGAUAAGGCUGAUCCAUUGCAGGAACAAAUCUUGAUUAUCAAGGGGUAUUUAAAACAAGCUGUGGAGGAUAGCCGAUUGGAAGAAAUUGAAAUAUUGGAACGAAACUUAUGCGACCUUGAACGUGAAAUUGAAAAACUGAACAAAAAUACUUCUUCAAUGCAGUAACAUCUCCCUUCCUCUUGCCUUCGUAUAAUUUGUUAAUACUACGACAUCAUGUUGAUAUCAAGCCUCAAAACGCUUUCUUCAUCUGACAUGUCUUUUGGUAUUUGUGUUUGCUUUCAGAUUUUAAACUCGGCCUUUUAAGUGAUUUAACUUGAUAAUAUUUUUGUCUAUACCUGUAAAUCCAAGAAAUAGUUCAUUUUUCAUUCGCUAUUUCAGCGCAUUAUUUUGUUAUUCACUGUAGUUUAUGUUCCAUUCAGGUAUAUGUUUAUAUGUCAUUAUGUGUGAUUAUGUUUAAUCGCUUGCUUAGCAGUAAAUUGCGUC
This is a messenger RNA of Loa loa (African eye worm), 2138 nucleotides long. RefSeq names its product FYVE zinc finger family protein. The record is from RefSeq and is a predicted model, not a curated record. The transcript has 12 exons. The coding region runs from base 6 to 1820 and encodes 604 amino acids. Lineage: Eukaryota; Metazoa; Nematoda; Chromadorea; Rhabditida; Onchocercidae. Gene Ontology annotation, molecular function: metal ion binding.